GCGACGCGGGGGGAAGGGAGACCGAGCGCACAUUAGCAGGGAAGGUGACAGCGGAGGCUUCACCCAUCUCUCUGUCUCUCCGGAUCCAGAUGUUGGCUUUAAGGUUUCUCCAAACCUAGAAAUCUGUUGAAGAUAUUACUUCUUUGCGAAUCUCUCUUUGUUCUUGAAUCGGGUCCAGCGCGGAAGUAGCUGUCGUCAGUAGUAGUUGUGAUUCGUGGGAGUUUGAGUUUGAUUGGAAGUCCAGUAGUAGUGAGAUUCUGCGCCGAUCGAGAUGCGGCCCGGCCUUAGUUCAUCCGUCUACAAGAGGAUGAACUCCAAGGAUUUCGUCGGCGAUCCCGAUCGCGCCGACGAUGUCUCAGAUCGAUUGCUGAAUCUGAUGGAUCAGAACAUUGGCAAUCCGUCCUGGAAACCGUCUUUACCCCACGUUUGUAUCGCAACCGUAUCCUCCUUCUUGUUCGGAUACCAUCUCGGGGUUGUGAAUGAGCCGCUCGAGAGCAUUUCGCUGGAUCUCGGGUUCACCGGGAACACGUUGGCGGAAGGACUUGUGGUGAGCAUGUGUUUGGGAGGCGCACUUAUUGGAUGUUUGUUUAGUGGGUUGAUCUCCGACGGCAUCGGGCGGCGCAGGUCUUUCCAGUUGAGCGCUUUGCCCAUGAUUAUUGGGGCUUCAUUGAGUGCUUCGACGACCAGUCUGGUUGGUAUGCUUCUUGGCAGAUUUCUUGCUGGAACAGGGAUGGGUCUAGGACCAGCUGUAGCAUCCCUUUAUGUGACGGAGGUUUCUCCUUCUUCAGUGAGAGGUACUUAUGGUAGUUUAAUUCAGAUUGCAACAUGCCUCGGGCUGAUAGCGGCACUCUUUAUUGGUGCUCCAGUCAAGGAAAUUGUGGGAUGGUGGCGAGUAUGCUUUUGGGUAUCUACUGUUCCAGCUGCAUUUCUUGCUCUCUGUAUGGAGUUUUGUGCUGAAAGUCCUCAUUGGCUCUAUAAGCGUGGAAGAGUUGCUGAAGCAGAAGUUGAGUUUGAAAGACUCUUGGGAGGACCUCACGUCAAACUAGCAAUGGCAGAAUUAUCAAGGUCAGAGAGAGGGGAUGACGGAGAAAGCAUUAAGUAUUCUGAGCUAUUCUAUGGUCGCCACUUCAGAGUUGUUUUUAUUGGAACAAUGCUAUUUGCUUUCCAACAGUUGUCGGGAAUAAAUGCUGUAUUCUAUUUCUCUUCUGCCGUGUUCAGAAGCGCAGGGGUGCCAUCAGAUAUUGCUAAUACAUGUGUUGGAUUUGCAUACUUAUCAGGCUCAAUUGUCGCCAUGCUUUUGAUGGACAUAGUAGGAAGGAAGCUUCUUCUUGUAGGAAGUUUUCUGGGAAUGGCAGCAGCAAUGGGUCUUCAGGCUAUUGCAGCAAGUCUUUCCGACCAAGGUUCUUGGCAUGUGUACCUCUCUGUUGGCGGAAUGCUGUUAUCUGUCCUAGCAUUUUCAUUGGGAGCCGGCCCAGUUCCUAGUCUACUUUUGCCUGAGAUUUUUCCCAACAAGAUUCGUGCAAAGGGUGUGGCUUUGUGCAUGUCCGUGCACUGGGUUGUGAACUUCUUUGUCGGUUUGUUCUUUUUGCGGUUGCUAGAGCUAUUAGGAGCAAAGAUCUUGUACUCGAUCUUUGCAUCCUUUUGCUUGAUGGGAGCAAUUUUUGUGAGAAAGAAUGUUGUUGAAACUAAAGGAAAGACUCUCCAGGAAAUCGAAGUCGCGCUCCUAUCAGCUGUGUAAAGCUUUCUUUUUUAAGAGCUUUGAACAAACUGGAUGGUGUUUUUGCAAAUUCUCAAUCUCAUACCAUGCCACAGCAAACUUUCAACUCAAACUGAAGAUGGAAAGGAAAUCCACCCAUGACACCCUGAAAUUUGAAUCCAGCUACUGAAAAAUUGUUUGGGGUUUAAAAUUACAGCUUGUUUGAUUAUACCUUGAUUUUCUGAUCAUCGUAAUAGUACCGGAUGUAGUAUUUGGACUGAAUAAUUGUGAAAUUACUUCCACAUGUUACGGGUAAAGUAAGAAACAUCUCUCUCUUUUCCCGGAGGGAUCUUAAGAGUGC
Musa acuminata subsp. malaccensis (wild Malaysian banana) is the source of this 2057-nucleotide messenger RNA. RefSeq names its product probable plastidic glucose transporter 3. Lineage: Eukaryota; Viridiplantae; Streptophyta; Magnoliopsida; Zingiberales; Musaceae. Gene Ontology annotation, molecular function: hexose transmembrane transporter activity. Gene Ontology annotation, cellular component: membrane. Gene Ontology annotation, biological process: monosaccharide transmembrane transport. The record is from RefSeq and is a predicted model, not a curated record.